AUGCUUCCGACCGCUCCCGCUUUUCAUUUGGAGCAUCGAUUGCACCAAAAAACCUCCGAUUCUACCCUCCGCUUCCUCCACCUCGCCUGCACCGCCCUUGACACUGUUCAUCGGGUUACUACAGGGUUCGUGAACUUCCCGGCAACGUCGCUAGAUUGCCGUCGGAACUUAACGUCACCGUCGACGAACUUGUCGCAUAUCAAAGCAAAGGAGUCUCCUCGAAUGUCUUCGUUAAAAUCCGGUAUUGAAGUCAAAUCGAAUGAAAGUGGUAUCAUCACCAAUUCGGAUGAUUUGAAUGGUUCGAUUCGUCAUGAAAUCUCAACAAAGGGAAAGCGAUCCACGAAUAUCGUUUGGCAUAAAUGUUCUGUAGAGAAAAUGGACAGACAGGAGUUGCUUCAGCAAAAAGGUUGCGUCGUUUGGAUUACUGGCCUCAGUGGUUCAGGAAAAAGCACCUUGGAUAGGUUAUCAGAAUGGUUGGUGAGAGUGCAGAAGCUGUGGGUGCUGGAUAGAACUUCAAUAGCUCUUGCAUACUUUCAGUCUUCCCUCUUUCUUCCCAGUCUUCCCUCUUUCUGUCCCAGUCCGCUUCGGCCUACGGCUCGAAGUUCGGUUUCUUUUGGGAUGCCGUCGCCAAAGUCCAGAAUGGUUCUGAUGUUGGAUAAAACAAUCUUUUGUUUCCUGUUAUCUCCAUCUGGUAAUUGUGAAGAAUCAUUAAGCCAACAGCUCUCCCGCUGCCGCUAUAGAAGUAGACAUGUCGGCCUCUGCCUAUGACUCACCCUGUCACCCAUGCAAUAUGGGUUCAAGCCACGGGUGCACCGAUUUUACUUUUUUUUCAUUGCUAUCAAUAUGCUAUCUUCAUUAUUCAAAUGGUCACAGUGACAGUAAAAAUAUGGUUUUGAUCAAUAUGAGAGAUCAAUGAGACAAAAGUUUCAAUUUUUUUCCUGUCCCAAAAAGGCUGGACAACACUUGCUCAAGAUCUGUCCACAUGUCUAAACAGGUAUUGUAUGGUAGUGUAUGGCUGGUCAUGUUUAGUGAUGGUAGUGUAUGGCAAUUCUUUAAGAGAGUUCUUACUAUAUUUUCAUUUAGGAAUAUUAAAGAUUUUUAUUUCGGGAUUUAUAUUGUGGUUUUUCAUUAUAAUAAUCGAAAAAUCUGUGAUUUUUGGGUGGCAAUUCUUUAAGAGAGUUCUUAGAGCCUAUGCUACAAAGCUUGUCAUGAAGCUGUCUUAACGUGGUUUGGGGAUUGUUGCAGCUGCGAUAGGUAUGGAUGGACACAUGAAGAUUCAUCCAAUUGAACCCAAACUCAAAGGAGGACCACAAGCUCGGGGCUCGACGAAAGAGAAUAACAACAUACUUUAUCUGGAGGAGUAUUGUUAACUGUAGAUGCAGAAGUAGAAGUACUUGAUUGGUUGAUCCUACUACACUCAAUCUCCACAUUUUGUAACCCAUCAACAUGAUCAGAUGCAAUUGGCAAUGAUCUAGCCACACUAGCAAGAUCAAACGAACUUUGAUCAGGGUUUUGUUGUGUGUGAAGAGUAGAUGGUGGAUCUUGAUGAACAGUUUCUUGUAAUAGAAAGAUUUGUUCUGUUGGAAAUGCACCCUCAAGAGCAGAUUUGAUUGCUUCAGGAGAUUGAGAAGUACUUAUGACGGUGACUUCCCCAUUGUUAGCGUUCACUGCUAUUAGUAUAACAUCAUCAAGUUCAAAAAGUGUCUUUUUGACUUUUCGUACGGAUCUAUCACAAUUAUUGAACGAAUCAAUUUGAAAAGUAUAUUUAACCGGAGUCGUCAUGUUUAAUGUUUUCUGAAAAGGUAACACA
This is a messenger RNA of Lactuca virosa, 1810 nucleotides long. NCBI's taxonomy places the organism in Eukaryota, Viridiplantae, Streptophyta, Magnoliopsida, Asterales, Asteraceae. The record is from the annotation of a GenBank genome assembly.